Molecule: messenger RNA, 2299 nt
Organism: Lethenteron reissneri (Far Eastern brook lamprey)
Lineage: Eukaryota; Metazoa; Chordata; Hyperoartia; Petromyzontiformes; Petromyzontidae
Product: zinc finger protein 79-like
Biological process (GO): regulation of transcription by RNA polymerase II
Molecular function (GO): RNA polymerase II cis-regulatory region sequence-specific DNA binding; DNA-binding transcription factor activity, RNA polymerase II-specific
Source: RefSeq, a predicted model, not a curated record
AUGAAUCACAUCUUAAAAUACACCAGGGAACACACACAGGAGAGAAACCCUUCAAGUGCACUCUGCGGGAAGCCCUUUGCAGAUUCAUCACAUCUUAAAAAACACCAGAGAACGCACACGGGAGAGAAACCCUUCAAGUGCACUGUCUGUAAGAAGGCAUUUGCAUGGUCAUCACGUCUUCAGAUCCACCAGAGAACACACACAGGAGAGAAACCCUUCAAGUGCACUGUCUGUGAGAAGGCAUUUGCACAGUCAUCAGUUCUUCAUCGACACCAGAGAACACACAGGCAUCAGAAGAUCCCCAAGGAGUGUAGUCUGACAUCGACUUGUGAAAGUCAAAGUGCUGCAAUGAGCCCAUCCCUCCUGAAAAAAGAACCAGAAGUACAUUCCAGCUUGGACACUAUGAAAUGUAUCAAGGUGAAAUGUGAAGAGGCGAUAGUGAAGAGCGAAGAAGUGAAGGUAAAAUGUGAAGAUGAAGAUUCAACUCCAAAAUCGGACCUUCACAUCGAUGGAGGCAACGUGAAGCAGGAGGAGAAUUCUGACUGAGGCAGAGCGAGGAACCUCCCAGGAAUUUGUGGAAGUGGAGGUGUGGGUGGACUUCUUAGACAAAUCAAAGUCAAAUGGAGACCCGGUAGAUGUGUAAGCUUGAGACAAUGAUGCCCCAGUAGAUUCACCUUUGUCACAGGCCUUUAAUGAAAGAAUGUGAAGUUGAACACUCAAUUCUUAGGUUCAACCUGCAGAGUAAGAGGGGGCAGUAUUUGCAGACCUGUGGGUUGGGUAUACAGUGAUCCCUCGUUUAUCGCGGUUAAUGGGGACCGGAACCCCUCGCGAUAGGUGAAAAUCCGCGAAGUAGGAUUGGCCCCCUAGGAAUUUCCGUAUAUGUGUGUGUGGGUACCAGAAUGUUUAAAAUAUGUAUAUUUAUACUUUAUAUAUAUAUUUUACUUAAAUCUAUUUAAUUAUAAAACCUUAAUAUUAUACAUUCACUCUCUCUCAUACAAUACGUAUUAUGGUGUUCUACACUCACCAAUGACAGUAGUAUCUUGAGACUUGACUCCAGUAAUGACGACGAUGACAACGAUGAUGCGCAGCCAAUCAGCUCACGUGAUACAUCCACUCAUGCUCUCAUUCGUUGAUCUCGCGCCGGGAACCAAUCACGUGCCUUGUCUGAGUGCCCAUGGGUAUGUGCAAAGCUUCUGAGAGAGUUUCUCUCUUUGUCUGGCAUCCUGGGAAACCGUUUUUCUCGCGCAUCACGAUGAAACAACGCUGCUUUCCGCAAUACGGCUGCCGAUAUGGCGGUAUUUUUGAAUUUUUAUUUUUCAAUGAAUAUUUUAGAAAAAUCCGCGAUGCACUGAGGCCGCGAAACUUGAACCGCGAAGUGGCGAGGGAUUACUGUAUCUAUAUCAAUUUAUAACAUUUUUGACAUGCGUUUUUCUGGAUUUUGUUAUUCUCUCUCACUUCAAAUAAACCUACCAUUAAAAUUAUAGACUGAUAAUUUUUUUGUCAGUGGGCAAACGUACAAAAUCAGCAGGGGAUCAAAUACUUUUUUCCCUCACUGUAAAUAAUAUUUUUUUUUUUACUUCCAACCCGUGAUGAGAGGACGGAAUACAUGGUGACAGCAAGCACACCCUUGCACAAUAGAUCACGACUUCACGACUUCAAAGGCCACAGCGCCCCUUUUUGACAGACUGCAAGUCUGAUGCAAAAAAUGUUAAACACUUCCAACCCGUGAUGGAAUUGUGGGGAACGCUGCCCAAAACGAAUACACACAAACAGGGAUACAAUUGUGUUAAAAGCUUUCUUUUCAUCACAUAAUCUUGCCGGCGAAUGUAUUAAAGCCCUUAGCCAAUUGAUGCACAUUUGUUAGACAAGCAAGCACACUACCGCACACCAUUGUUCCAAGGCAUUACGUUAAUUGCAUAAUCUAAAAAAUUAAUUCAUUGAGGUCUACCUUUGCUUAGGCACAUGUUUCUUUAUUACUGUUCGUAUGAAUAUUGUCACAUUAAUUUCAUGUCGCUGUGUAUGAUUACCUUACUCUGAAGAAUGAGCCAAUUGUUCUGUUACCCAGUUUGACAAACAUAAUUAUUGAGGGUUAAAUGUACGGUUCAAUGAGGACAUCUCCAGGAGUACUGUUGGCAUUCCUUGCAUAAGAGUUCGCAUAUUGGAAUGUUACGUGUUUUUUAGAGAUUAAAGUUGCUUAACACAGAAGAGUCUGAGUGGUGCCUUCCUAAGUCCAUGCAUAAUAAUAUUAAUUAUAAGAACUGUAUCUUGCGGAGAGAUCUGAAUAUUGUCACAUUAAUUU